AUGCGUUCGAUCAUCUCCUUGGCGCUGUGCCUGGGUGCCGCCGCAGCUUCCGAAUUUAAGACACGCACUGUCUACCAAUUCGCCUCUAACGAUACCUGGUUAGAGAACCUAGCCACACGAUCCAAUGGCAUCAUCCUAGCAACCGAGAUCGGCCCCCCAGCCAAUCUCCUGGCCUUUGAUCCCCGCGAGAAGCACCCCAAGAAGAAGGUUAUCAAGGACUUCACCUCAGUGCUGGGCCUUUCCGGUAUCACCGAGGGAGCUCACGAUGUCUUCUACGUUGCCGUCGAUUUCAACAAGGACAGCGAGCACCCUCAGAUCAAGCUGCUGUGUCGCCCAACCGCACCUACCGGGUUCAACGGUCUGACCACCUUCAAUGAGACCAUUCUGCUCGCUAGCGCCUCCUACCAAGAUUCUAUCUUCGCCAUCGAUACCCAGACCGGUCGUACCUGGGAAGCUAUUACGCAGACGAGCCUGAUGUCUUCUAUCAACGGUAUCAAGGUCUCCAAUGGCUUUGUCUACUGGACUGCUAACAGUGCUUUGUACCGCGCUGAGCUUUACCCUAAUGUUACUGCUGGUACUGGUCAGCUUAUUUUCCAGGGUAGCGCGUUUGAUGAUUUCGCUAUCUCUCCUGAUGGAUUCGCUUUGAACUCAACUUAUGGAUCGGACUAUAAGUUUGCGUACCUUGCUACAGCCGCUGAAAACACUAUUGAGCAGGUUAUCUUUACUCGCAAUGGCACUGCUGUUGGUCAUGAGAUUAUUGCUGGUGCUGAGGACUCGACUGAGGUUGCUGAGCCUACUGGUGCUUUCUUUGGACGGGGUGAGGGCCAGCUGAAUAAGCUCUAUGUUACUACUGGUGGUGCCAGUGCUGUUAACAUUGAUACUAAUGGUACCGAUGUUGCGGUUGGUGCGCAGCUAUUGGAGAUUCAGUUGAACUAA
Penicillium longicatenatum is the source of this 936-nucleotide messenger RNA. RefSeq lists its product as uncharacterized. The record is from RefSeq and is a predicted model, not a curated record. The coding region runs from base 1 to 936 and encodes 311 amino acids. Lineage: Eukaryota; Fungi; Ascomycota; Eurotiomycetes; Eurotiales; Aspergillaceae. The transcript is spliced from 2 exons.